UGCGCGUUUCUACCAUAUCCGUUUUAUGACCAAUUAUCUGCAAAUGCUUUAACUAAGUCAAGUUUGCGUAACUAUAUUUUUAUAUAUAUAUAUUGGAUAAUUAAAUUAUAUUAACACAUUGUUACCAUCCAUAUCAAAUCAUUGGCGUGCCAUAACUAACUUAUUUUAGACUUUUCUUAGUGGUAUCGGAGUCAUCCUGCUUCCUGUAUCCUCUGCCGCAAACCGACAGAUUGUACACAAUCAUCAUGGCGACGCAGGAUGGAAGUGAAGGAGCCAUAAUGGACACCGAGACUGAGGCAAAGCCAAAAGAAGCCGAGGCAUUUGGUGAAAAUGUGGAAAAGGCCGAUGCAGAAUCUACAUCUCUCACAGAUGCAGGAAAUGCCACAACUCAGGACUCUAGUAUUAGCAAUGGCGACGACGCAGACGACAAGCAGGAGACGGUGGACUUGAAGAUUAUCUGGAACAAGAACAAAUACGACCUGAAAAUUCCUGUCAACAGUACUGGAGCCAAGCUAAAAGAGAGGAUCCAUGCACUCACUGGUCUUCCACCAGCAAUGCAGAAAGUGAUGUACAAAGGACUGCUUCCAGAGGAUAAGACGCUACGUGACAUAAAGGUUACAAAUGGGGCAAAAAUAAUGGUGGUUGGAUCUACAAUAAAUGAUGUAUUAGCUGUUAACACACCGAAAGAGGUUAUUCAGCAGGAAGUUAAAGCCGAGGAAAACAAGAAAGAGCCCUUAUGCAGGCAAAAGCAACACAGGAAAGUACUGGACAAAGGUAAACCAGAAGAUAUAAUGCCAGCUAUCAAAGGAACAAAGGAACGAUUACCAACGGUGCCUUUAUCUGGAAUGUUUAACAAAUCCGGAGGAAAAGUAAGACUCACAUUCAAACUGGAACAAGAUCAGUUGUGGAUCGGGACAAAAGAGAGAACAGAGAAAGUUCCAAUGGGCUCUAUUAAAAAUGUUGUGUCCGAACCCAUCGAAGGCCAUGAGGACUAUCACAUGAUGGCUUUUCAGUUGGGUCCAACGGAAGCCUCUCAGUAUUGGGUCUACUGGGUGCCUGCACAGUUUGUCGAUGCAAUCAAAGACACAGUCCUUGGAAAAUGGCAGUAUUUCUAAUGUGCCUCUUUUUUUGACAAUGAUGAACUGGGAUGGAGAGGAGCCAAUUAAAAAAAAACAAACAAAAAAAACAAAAAAAAACUGGAGACUAAAGUGAGGCUUGAGGAACUGUUGGAAAGCUUUCUGAAGGAAACUGACGGAUGCCUGUGGACUAACUAUCUUGUUUUUAGGUUAAAAGUGCACUAUGCGGCAGCAUACAAUUUCUCAGCCCUGUUGAUCAAUGUUUUCAGCAAAUUCAAGGGAAAAUAAAAGAAAAAUGUACAGAAAUUGCUAACACUUUUCUUCAGUUAUUCUUAAAAAGAAAUAAAAUUUAUUUAAUGAAAUAAA
Gambusia affinis (western mosquitofish) is the source of this 1442-nucleotide messenger RNA. It is a transcript of the gene ubfd1, whose product is annotated as ubiquitin family domain containing 1. NCBI's taxonomy places the organism in Eukaryota, Metazoa, Chordata, Actinopteri, Cyprinodontiformes, Poeciliidae. The record is from RefSeq and is a predicted model, not a curated record. The transcript is spliced from 7 exons. The coding region runs from base 246 to 1115 and encodes 289 amino acids. Gene Ontology annotation, molecular function: cadherin binding; RNA binding.